AUGGCCAUCUUUCGCAAGUUAUUGACUUCAGCUCUCCUAGCAAUCGCAUGUGCUUCUUAUGGUUUCUCUACACCCUUGGCCUCUCAUGAGAGGCAUGCAACACGCCGCUCAAUUGACAUAGGUCCAGGACUUACCAUCGAGGCUUUUCACCCGCCUAGUACCUUUGAGACAUUUGCAGCAGGAAUCGAUCACCCAUUAUCCAAGCGCGGGGGGCCAUUUUCACUGAAAGAUGCUUCAGUCGCCUUUGCAGGCUCCAAACUCUCUAAAGGCGCAGGCUCGGUAUCUUUCCGCACUGGCUUCUCAGGAGAUGUUGCGCAACAUGCGUUCCUCACCCAAACCCAUGACGGUAUCCCAUUUGCCAAUGCGGUAGCAAAUGUAGCGUUCAAUAAGGAUGAUAAGGUUGUGUCGUUUGGUUCAUCGCUUGUUAAUCCCAAGUCUAUCGCAUCUUCGACUCCCACUAUCUCGCUCAGCGAUGCUAUCACAAUUGCUGAAAAUGCAUUGAACGGGAAGUUUAAUGAGCAUCCUGCGACCCUCGAGUUUUUCGCCAAACCGGAUAAUACGGCAGUGUUGACGCAUGUCAUUCAAAUUGAAAAUGACGCUACUGGUGCAUGGUUUGAAGCUUUCGUAGAUGCCCAUUCAGGUGAUCUUGUCUCGGUGACAGACUUUGUCACGAAGGCUGCCUACCUUGUGGUACCUAUGCAAGAGGAAAUUCUUACACAGGGAUUCCAAACUUUAACUGAUCCGCAAGAUCUUUUGGCCUCUCCACUCGGAUGGCACAGUAACGGGACGGUCAACACUACAGUUACAUCAGGAAACAAUGCUAUUGCUUUCAAAGCUAACCAGAACGCAACCACCAGCCAAUCAGCUCCUGGACAAUUUUUCUUUACACAGGAUCCCAAUAGUGCCCCAACCACUCCGAAUAACCUCGACGCGGCAAGAGUUAAUGCAUUCUAUAUUGUCAACACCAUGCACGAUCUGACCUACAGAUAUGGAUUUACAGAGGCAGCCUUCAACUUCCAGAAUAACAACUUCGGUAAAGGUGGGCUGGGGAAUGAUCAGGUUACCAUUUCAGUCCAAGAUGCAGCUGGGACCAACAAUGCCGAUUUCUCAACUCCGCCAGACGGUCAAUCGGGACGGAUGAGAAUGUUCUUGUGGACCCUGACCAAUCCUAUGCGUGAUGGUGCCCUUGAGAAUGAUAUUGUCACUCACGAGAACACCCACGGAGUUACGAACCGCAUGACAGGAGGAGGAACGGGCCGUUGUCUGCAGACCACUGAAGCUGGAGGAAUGGGUGAAGGUUGGUCAGAUGCCAUGGCGAACUGGAAUGAAAAGACCUCGAGCGCUGUUGACGACUUUGUUCUGGGUCAAUACGUUACCAACAACACGGCUGGUAUACGAACCCAUCCUUACUCAACAAAUGCUGUCAUCAACCCACUUCGCUACUCAGACCUAAAGACCCGUACGGAGGUUCACUCCAUUGGCGAGGUAUGGGCCAACAUGCUGUACAAUGUCUAUGCCAAUCUCGUCGGUGUACACGGAUGGUCGUCCCAGGCUCGCACCAACCCGGAUGGCAGGGAAGGCAAUAUUGUCUUCCUUCACUUAUUCCUGGACGCAUUAGCUCUCCAGCCUUGCAACCCUACCUUCCUAAGCGCUCGUGAUGCUUGGAUCCAAGCCGAUGUAAAUCGUUUUGGGGGUGCAAAUGCCUGCUUUAUUUGGAAGGCAUUUGCCAGUCGUGGUCUCGGUACAGGUGCUGCCAACCACACAGAUGACACCACAGUUCCCCCAGCGUGUGUUGAGACUUGA
Messenger RNA from Psilocybe cubensis, 1803 nucleotides. RefSeq lists its product as uncharacterized. The transcript has 18 exons. Gene Ontology annotation, molecular function: metalloendopeptidase activity; zinc ion binding. The record is from RefSeq and is a predicted model, not a curated record. Bases 1 to 1803 code for a protein of 600 amino acids. Lineage: Eukaryota; Fungi; Basidiomycota; Agaricomycetes; Agaricales; Agrocybaceae.